GUCGAUAUUAACACUUUAAAUCCGUGUCGUAUUUCAAAACACAUCCUACGCGGAAACCCCAACCACGGGCGGCGGAUAUUAAGGUAGGUAUAAGUUACCAGCUGACCGACGUGAGCGUUUAUUCAAGCACGCGCCCUAAACAAGACUCCCCAAUUCGCGAUUCGGCAGAUUUACCAUAGCUUCGCAUCUAUACAAGUGGAUAAAAUAUUUAUUCUGGAUAGUCACCUGUAAUUGUUAGUAGUGCAGUCAAAAUGUCCACAAAGAAACACCAUGCAUUCGUGUCCUCACGAAAAGGAUCCCAACGAUCACAAGAUGUACCAGGCAUUGGUUCUGUAUACGCCGGACGACUUGCUAAACAUAAUAUAACUUCGGCGUCACAGUUGACGGAUUUAUAUCAUCAAACUAGCAGUAAAGCGGAGUUUCUACGUGAAUACCAAAGUAUGACAGGUGCUAAUUCGCGCUAUUCCGAUAUGACAUAUGAAGGAAUAAGACAACAAGCUGCUAUGAGUGAUUAUGGUCGUGAGUCAUACUCGUACUCUACACCUGACUACUCAUAUAGUGCACCUUUUAACUUUGGUACAACUCGCCAGCCAACAUAUUCGACUUCUAAUCAAACAAUUCGUAAUCCGGUUUCUUCUCCGCUUCUAACAACUGCAACCCAAGACCAGUCCAGCCAAGCUGCAAAGACCACCAUUUCCACUACUGAAGUUAAGUUGAAUCCAAUCAAGAAACCAGUCGUCUAUGGACUUGAUCCCAUUGAUUUCUUAUUGGUAUUUCAGAUGUCAUUAUUAAAGAAGAUUCUUCGACAACACCGGCUAUUCAACCAAUUCCGACUCAAGUUAAGUUGGAUCAGACUAAGGAAAUCAACGCCUUUGGAAGUACCACCAAUUCCGUAG
Molecule: messenger RNA, 896 nt
Organism: Dalotia coriaria
Lineage: Eukaryota; Metazoa; Arthropoda; Insecta; Coleoptera; Staphylinidae
Exons: 4
Coding region: 252-896 (214 amino acids)
Molecular function (GO): DNA binding
Source: RefSeq, a predicted model, not a curated record